This is a messenger RNA of Aspergillus terreus NIH2624, 1512 nucleotides long. RefSeq lists its product as uncharacterized. The transcript has 4 exons. The record is from RefSeq and is a predicted model, not a curated record. NCBI's taxonomy places the organism in Eukaryota, Fungi, Ascomycota, Eurotiomycetes, Eurotiales, Aspergillaceae. The coding region runs from base 1 to 1512 and encodes 503 amino acids.
AUGAAGCUCUCCAUCACUGCUCUCCUCCUGGCCACCUCCGCCGCCAUCGCCGCCCCAGCCCCAAACAAGCGCGACGGCGCCUUCGUGCUCAACGGCCUCCGAGCCCGCAUCUCCCUCGACGGCACCAUGAGCUUCUCCCUCUUGGACACCAACGGCCCUGCCGGCGAGACCCCCGUGGACUGCAACCUGAUAUGGCCCACCAACUCGGCCCCCGACCAGAACGCCCGCUGCACCGGCGGCGAAUACCUCAUCCAGUUCCCGGAUGGGCUCACCGACAUCGGCAAGUUCACGCUUGCGCUGGAGCGUAUCGCGGGAACACCCAUCGGGGGCCGGGCGUACCUGGAUGAGACGGAUGGAAAGUGGAACUGUGUGGAGAACCCGAAGGAGAUGUUUCGUGUUACAUUAGUUCCUUAUGACUACCUAGAGCAACCGCAGGACCUCCUACCCUGGCCCGGCGAUGUCGUGCCCUCUGUCUGUAGUCCCCGCUGCGAGGACUACUACCACGAUUUGUAUCAGACAGUCUACUUUGUGCUGCAUCGGAAUCAGGAAUGUGUUGUGGCCUUUCAAGUCUGCCACAAAGCCAACCCGCGUGUUGAUCCGGAGGAAUGGUCUGCUAUCGUGGAUCGGGUCCCACGGGUGUACGGGUAUCUGGCACAUAGUACAGACGAACCGCACGCUCACACAGACCAACCAAUUCAUAUCCACUCUCGCAUCGUCCAAUACCUCGGCCGCCUCCCGGGCGGAUAUCUGCUGGAGAAGCUAGAGCCCGGUCCGCUGGCUCGCACGACGUUGCCGCCUCUCGCGAGCUCAUGCCCUCCGGGAGAGACUCUGAGAGAUCCCCUUCUCCUACUCUACUACCGCUGGGCACUGCAAUCGCUGUCUAUCCUCAUAUUCCUCCAUGAGAAGUCGGUCUACCUCAUGGAUUUCAGCUUUGCUACGAUCUGGAUUCGAUAUGAUCUCUCAAUUGCUCUCAGCGGAUUUUUAAGCGCCACAAUUCCGACGGAUACAUGGCCAUACUCUCCAAAUACAGAUCGAUAUGAAGAGGAGUACUAUUCUGCAAUGAAUCCUGCAACCUCUGGGUCCCCAGAACUGGGCCCGAAGCUCGAUCUUUCGGAUUGGGCGACUUUUAUAUGGAGGUGUAUGACCGAUGGUUUUACCCCGGAUGCGCCACUGUGGAGUGAGCCUACAGAUCCAUUGCCAGCCGACGGGGAUCUAGCGGGGUACCGUCAGGAACAGCAGACGGAGGGCAAGUUCCAGCUAUUAGACGAGAGGCGAUUAGGCCCCAUCCUGCUGAAGGCCUGGAAAGGGUUGUAUGGAAAUGCCCGGGAAAUCCUGCAGGAUGUGCGAUUGUAUUUCGAGAAAAUCAAGGUGCGGGUGGAAGGAGAAGAUGAGAUUCUUCCCGAUGAAGGCCGCUGGCAGGAUAUUUAUACAGUUGCGAAGACCGAAGACGCUCGGUGGCAUCGUGAGAUCCGAUAUCAAUGUGAAUCAACUUACGAAACACGAUUUGUUUAA